AUGGAAGUGAAGUUUCUGGUUUACCUAGUGUUGGCUGAAUUGGUAUUUUUCAUUAAUGCGGUGACUAAUGUUGAAAAAGAUGAAGGUAGCAAAGGGAAAAAUGAUAUUAGAGAAGAAAUCGAGAAACCUCUCGACUUUCUUACCAACCACCCAAAGGGUGAAAUCAAAGAUUACUUCUUACCAGCUGUAUUUCCCAAUCACGAGGAAAUGGAAGAGGAUGAGGAAGAAGACGAAGCAGAACAGACCUAUUUAGAUUAUGAAGACAGUAAUUAUAAGGACCCAACAGAGACCACAAUUAAAAACGAUGAAUCACACAUUGAUGAUAAGAUCCCACUACAUCCAACUAAUGAUAAUCUACCAGUAUUCUUGCUUGAACCAGAAAAUACGUAUGUUGUUAAAAAUAAACCAGCUAUUCUAAAAUGCAGCGCUGCAAAUGCUUUAGAUGUAUAUUUUAACUGUAAUGGAGUUAAAACUCUAUCAACGAACUUCGAAUUUGUGGACCCUCAAACUGGAGUUAGGAUUAUUGAAGGGGAAUAUAAAGUGACAAGAGAUAAAGUCGAUGAAUAUUUUGGAAGUGAGAAAUUCCAAUGCUCUUGCUUUGCCUGGACUAGCAGAGGUCAUGUGUGGAGUCAGCCUGCGACUAUUGAGCUUGCUUAUAUAAAGAAGCAUUUCAUAUUAGCACCCCAAUCUCAGCUGGUGAAAUUGAAUAGUGGAGUGACAUUCCGGUGUGAGCCACCCCAAGCGGCGCCAUUUCCACAAACGUACUGGCUGAAAAAUGGCGGACCCGUCGUAGCCGAUGACAAUGUACAAAUAACUAAAGAAGGCAAUUUGGUUAUUAAACAGGCCACUUUAUUGGAUAUGGCGAACUACACCUGCGUCGCUGAGAACGUAGCGGGGAAAAGGAUGUCUGAGCCCGCCUUAUUAACGGUCUUUGUGAAUGGAGGCUGGACGACAUGGUCUACAUGGAGCGACUGCUUCUGUGCUGGACAGCCUCGUGAGGGUCGCGGCAGGAGACGAGUGAGGACCUGCACGUCCCCAAGACCUAUGAAUGGCGGUCAAGCAUGCGUAGGACCUAGUAUUCAGAAAACGCAGGAUUGUUUUGACUGUGAUUUGGAUGUUUACGUAGACACAUUGGAUGAGCUGGCUGAUGAAUCGUCGGAUAUUAUUAUUGGUCGUUGGUCGAAAUGGUCGGAAUGGUCCCGUUGUGACUCGGAUUGUCUACAAACGCGUCGAAGGCGCUGCGUUACAAGCACAGCCUGCCUCGGAAAGGAUUAUCAAGUCGCACAAUGUCCACUUUGUAUUCGAACAUCGAAAUCUGAUCUGCUACAUGACGGUUCAUCAUAUUGGCCCUUAUUCAUAAUAGUAUCAAUAGCAUUCCUUAUAUUCAUUAUAGUCGCUGUGUUAGUUAUAAAAUAUAUGAAAAUAAAAAUGACUGAAAACUCACCCUACGUGAAACCGCCGCCAGGGUCAAAUUAUUUUGGUAGUGUAAUAAAGAGAACACUUACAAACCAGCCAGACUUGAUCCACGAGGAAUUUCAGACAGUAGCGUUAACAAGACAAUCGCACAGACCACCAAAUGCCAAUGUCCGUCACGAACAUUUGUAUGAGGUGCCUCAAUUGGCUAACAGCUAUAUGUCACCAAUAGACCAUGAGGUAAGCAAAGAGCGGAACCCGAACGAAAAGAUUUUCGCUUGCAAAGACCCCGUGGAGUCUGAGAGGUCUGACUCCAGCUGCUUUUUGAGUUCUGGUUCAUCAUAUGGCAAUGAAAGUGUAGAAAUGUCGCCAUCAUUAAAAAACCACGCCUCCGUCGAUUCUAAAGUCAAUCAAUUUUUGGAAACUACCACGUCGAAGAUUGUUUUGGGUGAUGGCGAUUGGUUGAAUUUGAAUAAGUGUGGAGUUAGUUUGUUCAUCCCCGAUGGGGUUGUGGAGAAAGGAGAGGAACUCUUCUCCCUUGAUGUUACUGAUGAAGAAUGGAAUAGGCCGAUAUUACAAGAAGGGGAAACUCAACUGAGCCCAGUAAUCAGAUGCGGCCCCAAAAACUUCCACUUCUCUAAAGGGGUCGUCCUCACUUUCCCGCACUGUGCCGCCCUAAAAAGCUCAAGCUGGAUGCUCUCAAUACUGCAAAAGCCCGAGGAAAUCAAUUCAAGAGAAUGGAGAAAAGUUCUAACACUCGGUCAAGAAACUCCGGGAACACCAAUAUUCGCUCAAGUCGAUCCAACUAAAGUUUAUUUAGUGUGUGAAUUUCUCAGUGACUUCGUUCUUAUCGGCCGAAGUUUCAAUGGCCUAGAUGCGAAACUUUUGAAGCUAGGCAUAUUUGUUAACAAAACCAGCGACGACCAUUAUUGCUUAAACGUCCGAGUGUGCAAUGACACACCGUACGCGUUCUACGAGUGUUUUGAAAACGAAAGGCGCGCGGGCGGGUACUUGUUGUGCGAGCCGAAAACCUUGUACUUCCAAGAGAAUUGCUCCGAUCUCUGCUUCAACGUUCGAGACGUAGGAACGGGGUGGAAAAUACAACCGGAAGCCAAGUACCAGGAGCUUUCGUACUUACACGUUUGGAACAUGAGCGUUAGGUCUUUGUACUGUGUUUUCGCGUUGACCCAAAUCGACGCGAUCAAUUGCCUGGAACUGAACAUAACGGUGUAUCAGAAACAGAAACAAUCGAAUUCCGUCAAUUUCAAUUUGAAAACGAAUGAUUUUAAUUCGAAUCUCAAUUGUAAUAAACGAUUUAGCUACUCGGGCACGGAGAUGGGAUAUACAGUUAAUAUUCUGGAGAAUCCAUUCAAUUAUUCGUCGUUAUCGAAAAAGGAGGACAAGUAUGAUUUUAUUUACAGGAACGGAAACAGAAAUUACACGUUGGACAAUAAUUAUUAUAGGAUUAACGUGUUGACGAAGUCCGAUAGGGUGAUAUUGUGUAAAUUGUUGGAUAGCCAGUCGUCGAAAGGGAACGAUUGGAGAUUGCUGGCUGAGAAAUUGAAAUUGACGUCGUAUUAUUACUAUUUCUCGAACACGUGCUCUCCCACGGAGAAUAUAUUGAAUCUGUGGAUAUGUAGGAACAAUGAUGCGAAUAUGUUGGUUAAUUUGUCGAGGAUUUUUAGAGAGAUGUCGAGGGUGGAUUGUGCGACUGUUGUUGAACGACGAUGCUUUCCUAAUUAG
Pieris macdunnoughi is the source of this 3156-nucleotide messenger RNA. The record is from the annotation of a GenBank genome assembly. Lineage: Eukaryota; Metazoa; Arthropoda; Insecta; Lepidoptera; Pieridae.